UCGGAGUCAGCGCCACGUCCACAUCUUUAUCUUUUCUCAGAAUGCAUACACCUGGCUUGUUUAAUCCUGUAUCAGGAGCCAUUUGUUUUCUGGGAUUUGUUGGGUUUCUCUUGUAGACAUCGUGAAAUUUUUUUUUUUUUCUGGGAUUUGUUGGGUUUCUCUUGUAGACAUCGUGAAAUUUUUAUUUCUGGGAUUCUUGGGUUUCUUUGGGAGGUGUUGAGAGUUUUGGGUUGUGGCAUUGCAUUUGGCUGUUGAUUGGUGGUUGGGAAUCAGAGGUGGGAUUUGUGUUUUGCUUCGUGGGUUUUAUUGGAAUUUGAAACGAAGGUUGGAAUUUGGAAGGUUGUGCUUAGUUUCCAUUGAUCAAGUUCUCUGAUUCUGAGUGAAGCGUCUGGAAUAGAGUUUAACCAGGAUAUGGAUAUUAGUAAUGAAGCCAGUGUUGAUUUUUCUCCAAUUGGACCUUCAACCGUUAUUGGUAGGACAGUUGCUUUCAGAAUUUUAUUCUGCAAGUCAAUGUCACAUUUAAGGUAUCAAAUAUUUGGUGUGGUGCGGCAUGUCAUCUUCAGAUUUAAGGACAUUUUCAUACCCAUGAUAUCAUGGUUGCAUCCGAGAAACCCAAAAGGGAUAUUGGCAAUGGUGACAGUAAUUUUCUUUUUGUUGAAACGGUACACAAGUGUAAAGCUGAGGGCUGAAAUGGCUUAUAGGAGGAAGUUUUGGAGAAAUAUGAUGAGAAGUGCAUUAACCUAUGAGGAGUGGGCUCAUGCUGCUAAGAUGCUUGAUAAAGAGACCCCAAAAAUGGACGAAUGUGAUCUAUAUGAUGAAGAACUGGUUAGGGACAAGCUUAAAGAGCUCCGCCACAGACGCCAGGAGGGAUCUUUGAGGGAUAUUAUCUUUUGCAUGCGAGCUGAUCUUAUCAGAAAUCUUGGUAAUAUGUGCAACCCUGAGCUUCACAAGGGUAGGCUUCAAAUGCCCAGACUCAUAAAGGAAUAUAUCAUAGAGGUCUCAACUCAGUUAAGAAUGGUUUGUGAUUGGGAUUCAGAGGAGCUAUCGUUAGAAGAGAAGCUUGCUUUUGUAAAUGAAACAAGAUAUGCCUUUGGAAGGACAGCUUUGCUUUUAAGUGGGGGUGCCUCUCUUGGAUCUUUUCAUGUUGGUGUGGUUAGAACACUGGUAGAGAAUAAGCUUUUGCCUAGAAUAGUUGCUGGCUCUAGUGUAGGAUCCAUUAUGUGCGCUGUGGUUGCCACUAGAUCUUGGCCUGAGCUGCAAAAUUUUUUUGAGGAUUCUCUGCACUCGUUGCAGUUUUUUGAUCAGAUGGGUGGGAUUUUCACAGUCGUGAAGAGAGUAAAGACACGAGGGGCUGUGCAUGAGAUCAGGCGGCUGCAGAUGAUGUUAAGGAAUCUAACUAGUAACCUCACAUUUCAAGAGGCUUAUGAUAUGACAGGCCGAGUUCUUGGGAUAACAGUUUGCUCCCCAAGGAAACAUGAGCCGCCUAGAUGCCUCAAUUACUUGACUUCACCUCAUGUCGUAAUAUGGAGUGCAGUGACUGCUUCUUGUGCCUUUCCUGGCCUCUUUGAGGCUCAGGAACUGAUGGCAAAGGAUAGAAGUGGAGAGAUUGUUCCUUACCAUCCACCAUUUAAUUUUGAUCCCGAGGAGGACCCUGGCACACAUGUGCGUCGGUGGAGAGAUGGUAGCUUGGAGAUUGAUUUACCUAUGAUGCAAUUAAAAGAACUGUUUAAUGUGAAUCAUUUUAUAGUCAGUCAGGCAAAUCCUCACAUUGCACCACUAUUGAGGAUGAAGAAAUUGGUGGGAGCUUAUGGAGGCAAUUUUGCUGCCAAGCUUGCCCAUCUUACCGAGAUGGAGGUGAAACAUAGAUUCAACCAGAUGUUGGAACUCGGUUUUCCUCUGAGGGGAAUUACCAAGCUGUUUGCCCAAGAUUGGGAGGGUGAUGUCACCAUUGUUAUGCCUGCUACGUUUUCUCAGUACUUAAAACUUAUACAAAACCCAACUUAUGUGGACCUUCAAAAGGCUGCAAACCAAGGGAGGAGGUGCACUUGGGAGAAGCUCUCUGCCAUAAAAGCGAACUGUGGCAUUGAGCUUGCUCUUGACGAGUGUGUUGCUAUUCUCAACCACAUGCACAGGCUGAAAAAGAGUGCUGAGAGAGCUGCUGCUUCUUCUUUUCAUGGCCUGGCCAACACAGCCAAAUUCAAUGCUUCAAAAAGAAUUCCUUCUUGGAACUGCAUUGCACAAGAGAUCUCAGUAGGCUCCAUUGAAGAAGACCUUCUCACUGAAGCCGCUUCCCCGUUCCAUCAAGAAGUUAAUGCAUCCACGAGAGGACAUUCUGGCAAGAAUUUGCGUAGCCAUGGAAGUGAUGGUGAAGCCGAAAAUGUUCCUUUCGAUUCUUGGACGAGAUCAGGUGGGCCCUUGAUGAGGACUUUUUCAGCUGAUAACUAUAUUGAAUUUAUCCAAAAUGUGGCCACAGAUGCUGAACCGGACAGAAGUUUAACAGCUAACAAUCAAUUUUUCCAUAUUCCAAGGGUGACAUCACCGGAUAGAAGUUCAGAAAGCACAGAGAUUGGAUAUGGAGUUUCUGCAGAUGGUUCCAGCAUAAUGGUAACUGAAGGUGAUCUUCUACAACCUGAAAGAAUCCGUAAUGGGAUUGUGUUCAAUGUUGUUAAGAAAGAAACCUUAACGAGGUCAAGUAGGAGUCAUGAUAUGGGAAGUUUCAACAAUGAUGUUCCUGCAUCUGUGCAACUUGAAUUUCUAGAUAAGGAGAUGGAUGCUAGCUCUACAUCUGACUAUGGUGAUCAUAAUGUCACUGUGACAAAUUGCCCUGAAGGACCAGAUCCAGAUCCUACUUCCAUGGAUCAUUCUGGCAUAGAUGAUGGUAUCAAUCACUGACUUGUGGAUGGUUAAUUUUGAGAACCAUUUUUCUUUAUUGAAUUUGUAUAAAAUUUGGAUGAAGUGAUCACUAAAUUAGAGUUAAUCUGAAAAUUAGAUUAAUUUGUGCCACGUGAUACCGAUACGCAUGUAAAUUACGACACAAGUUUGUAAAGAGUUAUAGUAAAAGUUGUAGUCACCUCAA
Messenger RNA from Corylus avellana, 3076 nucleotides. Its product is annotated as triacylglycerol lipase SDP1. Gene Ontology annotation, molecular function: triacylglycerol lipase activity. Gene Ontology annotation, biological process: lipid metabolic process. The record is from RefSeq and is a predicted model, not a curated record. NCBI's taxonomy places the organism in Eukaryota, Viridiplantae, Streptophyta, Magnoliopsida, Fagales, Betulaceae.